This is a messenger RNA of Aureobasidium musti, 2457 nucleotides long. The record is from the annotation of a GenBank genome assembly. NCBI's taxonomy places the organism in Eukaryota, Fungi, Ascomycota, Dothideomycetes, Dothideales, Saccotheciaceae.
AUGGAUAUCGACACUGAAGUUGGCGCUGCACAAGAACAAACACACACUGACGCAUUGCCGAUCGAUGUCGUCAUGACUGACGACCAGCAGAACAUCAGUCCGCCAAUGGAAAAUAAUGACAUUGAUUCAUCUGUCCAAGGAAAGGAAGCAGAGCAAGUUGAAGAAGAGGUCAAAGACGAGACUUUGGGAGGCUUCCAGUCGUUUCACGAGAGCCCUGUGUUAGAUGGUGCUCCCUCUGCACAAAGCCCUCUUCCCGACAUCCCAAACCCUGAGGAUUUGAUGGAGUUUGGUGGAUAUCAGCCAUCAACCACUGAGACAACUGAUCAAGUCGCGCCGGCAUCUGCUGAGGAUCAAGAACAACCUAGUGAGCCAGCCAAUCGUGAAGACCACGAGAGUCCCAAACUCACAGAGCCCGUCAACAGUACUGGCCUAGAAGUGGUUCCCCAAAUCGACGACGAGGUGUCGAAUGAUUUGCCAGUAGUCGAUGAGCAGGCAAGUAUUUCUUCAGAGAACGAGCAAAUUCUAGAGGUUGCGAGACAAUCAAGCGAGCCUGGUAACGAAGACGCUGAGGUUCAGGAUAUCGCCCAGCCACUCGAUUCAAGCUCCGAAUCUGAAGGGCCUGCUGAAGACGAGAAAGUCCCCGAUACUCAGGAGCUCGACGUCCCUGCAACUGAAGAGGUAGAGACUGCAGGUCUUGAUCAAGCCUCUGAAUCGGAAUCAGAAUUAGAAGAGCCCGCCGAAGCCUUCUCACAAUCUAUGAAAGACUUCCUCGCAGCUUGGGAAGAAGAAACCGACAACUUCGAGGCUAGAAUUAAGGAACUUCGACGAUUGCUUGUGGAAGACGGCGACGGCAGCGCAGAAGACAACAAGGACAUAUUGGAGAAAUUGAUGAACGAAGUCGACCGCGAGGAGCAAGUCUACAAAUCAAAGACCACGACUGCACGUAAUCAUUUGGACGGACUUGAGCGGCUGGCUCGAAUCAAGAUCCUAGAGGUGCUUGAUCGUGCAGAUGCAAGUUUCGAGCAGCGAUUAAUAUUGGUGAAAGCGAACUUGAGGGAGGAGCACAACUCUGAAUCUGCAAGAAGCCAACUCUCACCUGACGCAGAAGACUCAGACGUCGAGAUGAAGGAUGAACCUGAUAACGAGGCGGAGAUUGGUGCUGACAACGACGACCAAGAAGUCAAAUCCUCAAAAUCAAACUCGCCUGCUCCUUCCUCACUUGGCUGGGCACCAAGCGAAGACGAAGGUCUGACGGAAAGUGCGAAGAAGGAACAAAAGGUCAAAACACGCAAGCCUCGCAAAUCGACAGGUACCACUUCCGAGCACUUCACUCCUUCUCCAAAGAGAAAGCGCGUGCCAGCCGGCACAUCUGCUGUUCCCUUCCCCAAGCUGUCGGCACCUCGCUUCGGCUUGAUUCAGGAAAGACUGGCCAAUGAUCCUUUCCGUCUGCUGAUUGCUGUCACCUUCCUAAACAAGACCCACGGUAAGGCAGCAAGACCCAUCUUCGAGCAAGUCAUGGAGACGUAUCCUACGCCGAGCGAUCUGGCUGCUGCCAAUAUCAGCGAGCUCAGUGAGAUGAUUCACAGUCUAGGCUUCCAAAAUCAGCGUGCGAAGAAAUUAAUCAAGAUCGCCGAGACUUGGGUUGGACAACCACCACAGAAAGGAAAACUCUACCGCACCAUGGAUUAUCCCAACAAAGGCAAUGGCCGCCACCUCAAGCCCAAAGAAACUGUCGAUGAAGACGUCGAAGAUUGCGUCCAAGCCGGCGCUUUAGAAAUUGCGCACAUCUACGGACUUGGACCCUACGCUUGGGACUCUUGGAGAAUCUUCUGCCGUGACAAGUUCCGUGGUGUGGCUGAGGGCUACAAUGGCGAAGGUGUCCCUGGUUAUAAGCCUUCGUCACAGGCCAAGGAGAAUUCGGAAUUUGAACCAGAGUGGAAGCGUGUAGUUCCCUUGGAUAAGGAACUUCGAGCAUGUCUGCGCUGGAUGUGGUUGCGCGAAGGCUGGGAGUGGGAUCCUCUAACCGGAAACAAGAAGAAGGCAGCCUCAACUCUCAUGCGCGAAGCAUCAGAUGGUGUAGCCACCUGGGACGAGCCUGUAGCUCUCAACCCACACGACGAAGACACAACAACCAUCAAGGAAGAACUUGCAGGACCCAAAGGCCCUGACGCGUUAGUCCCCGGAGUCAAAGCCGAGGAUGUCAAGCCAGCAUCUAAGAAACGCGCUAGAAGAGGUAGAAACUCAGCUGGUGCUAUUGCAAAGCGUGCGGCUACUACUCCACCUCCUACUGCACCCAAAGAAGCUGCCACCCCGGCUGUACCUGCCAGUAGCAAACGUCUCAAUGCUGACCCAGAGAUCAUGACUUCGCGUCUCAGACCUAGAGCUGGUCGUGCUGAUGCGAUCGCUUCCGCACCUGUACCUGCUACGCCUAGUCGUCGUCGCGCUGCACGCAAGUAA